AUGGUCACCGCGGCGUGGGCACUCCUCCUGCCCUUGCUCGGGCUCCUGCUGCCCACGCGGGUUCUGACCCACGCCUGGGACCCCGCCGGCUACCUGCUCUACUGCCCCUGCAUGGGGAGGUUUGGGAACCAGGCAGAUCAUUUCUUGGGCUCCUUGGCAUUUGCAAAGCUACUGAACCGGACUCUGGCUGUCCCACCUUGGAUUGAAUACCAGCAUCACAAGCCUCCAUACACCAAUCUGCAUGUGUCCUAUGAGACCUACUUCAAGUUAGAUCCACUCAAAGAAUAUCAUCGGGUCAUUAGCUUGGAAAAAUUCAUGGAGAAGUUAGCCCCAAUCUACUGGCCUCCUGAGAAUCGAGUAGCCUACUGCUUUGAUGUUGCAGCCCAGCGGAGUGCUGACAAGAAGACCUGCCCUAUGAAGGAAGGGAAUCCCUUUGGCCCAUUCUGGGAUCAGUUCAAUGUCAGUUUCAAUAGAUCAGAACUUUUUGGUGGCAUUGCCUUCAGCUCUUCCUACAAGGACCAUUGGAUCCAAAGGUUUCCCCCAGAUAAGCACCCAGUGCUUGCCCUCCCUGGUGCUCCUGCUCCGUUUCCAGUGUUGGAAGAACACAGAGCCCUGCAGAAGUACAUGGUGUGGUCAGACGAGAUGACGAAGAAGGGGGAGGCCCAGAUCCAGUCUCAUCUCAUCAGGCCUUACAUUGGGGUUCAUCUCCGAAUUGGCUCUGACUGGAAAAAUGCCUGUAGUAUGCUGAAGGAUGGGACAGCCAACUCCUUUUUCAUGGCUUCACCCCAAUGUGUGGGCUACAACCGCAACACUGCUGCGCCUCUCACCAUGGUCAUGUGCCUGCCAGAUCUGAAGGAGAUCAAACGUGCCCUGAGGCUCUGGGUGAAGACUGUAAAAGCCCAAUCCAUUUACAUUGCCACAGACUCAGAGAGCUAUGUCUCUGAAAUUCAGCAGCUGUUCAAAGGAAAGGUAAGGGUUGUGAGCCUGCAGCCUGAAGUAGCACAGAUUGACCUAUAUAUCCUUGGCCAGGCAGACCACUUCAUCGGCAAUUGCGUCUCUUCCUUUACUGCCUUUGUGAAAAGGGAACGUGACUUACGGGGCCAGUCCUCCUCCUUCUUCGGCAUGGACCAUCCCCCACAUUUGCGGGAUGAAUUCUGAUCUUCUAUCCUCUCCCCUGGCAGUCAAGGCCGUGGAUCCUAGGAUGGCAGUGUCCUGUGCCAGACAGUGAGGUCAAGUCGCCAGCCUGCUUCAUCCAAGUGCUGGGGGGGAAAAGGAGGGGAGGUGUCUGUGUCUAGUGUCCAGUUGUAACUCACCUGAAUUCCAGCAUAUAGGCUGCCUAAUCAACUUAACUUUGGGAGACCAGAUAGCAGAAUACCUCAAAUUGCAAGGGUUUCCUCUAAAGCGAGAGCUGCCUUUGUGUUCCAUUUCUAGGUAAUUCCUGAGCUAAUCCUUAGUAUUAGGCAAUGGAAUACCUUGUCUCUUUCUUAUUUUCCCAUACUUCCCUGUCUACAUCCUGCUGUUUCUUCAAAGGACCCCUGUUUAAUUGGCAUUCCAUCAUUGAAGUAUAGUGGCUCUCAUGGUUUUUUAAGCAUCCACUGGCAACAUAAUGUGAUGCAAAGGGCAUUGGCUUUUCUAGUUACAAAAUAUAUGACCUUGAAUGAGUCACUUCAACUUUGGACCUCCCCUAUUCUAAGUGUAAAAGAAGAAUAUUGGCAGAGGUGACUUCCAAGGUCCCUUCCCACCCUAAUCCUGUAAUCCUCCAAGUAGCAGAUCUGGAUUAUACCUUUUCUGGUUUUAUAUUUCUAACUUAGAUUUUUCUCCCUACAUAACUAUUUUUAUAACAGUGAAAGUCAUUCAUGUGGAGACCUAAAGUGGCCUUAAUGGUUCAGGCAAAUGAGAAACUGGGACAGGUUUGUUGGCUAGGGGCUGGCAACCUAAAGCAUAAUUGCCAAAGAUGACCCUUUGGUUACCAGCCAUCUCCUUACACUGCCCCUGCCUUUCUGCAUUUAUCAUGGUCACCCUUCUUUUUACAGUUCUCCUUGUGAGAGCCUAUGUGCACUGAUAUUCCAGAAGGGCCAUUUUGGAUAAGCAAGCACUUUUAAAAGGUUUCUGAUUUCUAACGGAUCCUCUCAGUAUAAAAAGCUUGCUUCCAUGGCUUUUACUCCCUCUGGGCUCUGGAGUACCAACCAAAACUUUAUUCUUCCUUCUUGCCUUCCUUCCUUUGUGCAGUGAGAUCUGAGGCCUUGGUGAUGGACUGUGAGAACCAAGAUGCAAAUGGCCCAGUCACUGGAUAGAACUUUUAGAUCUGGUCUCUCAAUCUUAAGUGACCCUUCCCAUUCUUCCUCCUCUAGCUUCCACCCCUUUUGUAUUUUGUAUUUUGUAUUUUCUUCCAGGAAGUCAUUCCCUCUCAUGUUCUUUAUGACUAAGGCAUUGUACAGUCAUCCUGCAUACUGCCCAAGAGUGGAAGUUUUCUCUAGAUGACUUGUAAAAUUCACAGAUUUCAACACCAAGGUUGAUUCUGUUCACCUCUGCCUCUAUUUCUCCUUGGUGGAGGCAAUUCAGACUCGGAGACAGGGGACCUGACAGGAAGCCAGGCUUGCCACUCAUCAUUUUGGUUUUGACAUUGAUAUUCAUCUUCUUAGGAGGAAUUGAAUUCCCAUUAUAAAGUGGAAAUGAUUUGUUGUAGAGAUCACAAUCAAGGGACUUGCCACAGAAUGCCAGUCUGUGAAGGAAGAUGCAUUUGUGCUGCUCAAAUUCCCUUAAAUUUCAAAGGGCCCUUAGGAGACCUGACUGAGUAAGGAAAAUCCCCUGGAAAGGAAUUUUGUAAAUAUUUUUUUCAAUAAAAUACAGCCAUACAUUUUUAA
Messenger RNA from Sarcophilus harrisii (Tasmanian devil), 2864 nucleotides. RefSeq names its product protein O-fucosyltransferase 1 (gene POFUT1). Gene Ontology annotation, cellular component: endoplasmic reticulum. Bases 1 to 1158 code for a protein of 385 amino acids. NCBI's taxonomy places the organism in Eukaryota, Metazoa, Chordata, Mammalia, Dasyuromorphia, Dasyuridae. The record is from RefSeq and is a predicted model, not a curated record. Gene Ontology annotation, biological process: protein O-linked glycosylation via fucose; Notch signaling pathway; regulation of Notch signaling pathway. Gene Ontology annotation, molecular function: peptide-O-fucosyltransferase activity. The transcript has 7 exons.